GAAUCGAUCCCAGAGAGCCAGCUGGAAGGUAACCAUUGAAAUGAGAUUGAGAUCAGAUCCUUUAACCCACGCAGAGCAUGACUCCGCUGAAAGAUGAAUCCAUUUAUUCAUCCGCAAUCAUUUCUUCAGUCAGUCGAUCGAUCGAUCAAUCAGUGAAUCAAUUAAUCAUCUAACCAAACAAGCGACCAUCCAUGCAUUCACUCUGAUGAAACGCUACUAACGCUCGAAACGUCAGCUUUAAAAACUCUCUACAGUGGCCAAUUUGCAUUAUCAACUCAGUUGAUAACUCACGACAAAAUUAUUCUGUAAUCCUCGCCACUGACAGACCACAGUUUCUGCCACGCCUCCUAUAUCAGUGAGACUAGCAGAAACCUCACAACUAGAUUGACUGAACACAAACGAGCGGCGAGGAGGGUUAUCAGUUUGUUAAUGAGGUUAAAAAAAAAUUCGACAACCUGAUAGAGAAAUUAUAUUUUUGUUGUUGGAUUUUCCAGAAUACUAUGAGGCUUUCCGUUAUUUUGACAAGGACAACAGUGGUUGCAUCACAACUAAAGAGCUGGGAACACUGAUGAAGUCCCUUGGUGUAAACCUCACAGAAAAUGAAUUACAGCGUAUUAUCAACACCGUGGAUAUUGAUGGUAAGUAACGAAAGGGAAAUAGUAUUAUCGUUGCUUUCCUGGAAUUAUCCCCAUCGGCGUACGAUCUCAUUGGUUACUUUGGAGGUCACGUGACCAACACCUAAUAAUUAAACCGUUUCUGGUGAAAAUAGUGAAUAGUUGUUGUCAGUCGAAGGUACUUAGUCCGGUUUCUAUAAACUGAUUGGUCAGUUUUAUCGUGAUGUUAUUAGCUUUAAGAGUCAAGUGGCGUAGGUCGGUCGUGAUUGGUCGGGCUCGAUACGUGAGUGAAGUUAGAUCGUUCUGUUCGGUUCGUUUCUAAUGUUAAUGUCGUGAAUGAGUCGUUUGUAUGGUGCCGUUAGUGGUUGACAACUGUUGAGGGGAGUCUGUUCCAAGUUAGUAAACCAGCUUUCCAGAGUCAGUCGUUGAAAUUAGUUGGUGCUGUAGGUAUUGCGCAGAGUCCCAGUCAAUAGUGUGCUCGUAAGUCGGUGAUGUUCAGCAAUGUGAUUGUUGACAUCGCCUUUCAUCGUCGCUCGUUUGUGUUCAGUCUAGUUUUGAGGUUUCUGCCAGUCUCACCGAUGUAAGAGGCGUGGCAGUCGGAGCAAUUGAUCUUAUCCUCGGUUCAUAGGUUUGUGAGCUCACAAACCUAUUACCACACUACGUCAGUUACUGACUAACGUCAAAGACAAAGACGAGCCGAGGAACAGACAGGGAGCAGUGUGUAAGAUUACAUGUUACCCCGGGUUCAAACCAUUUGCUGUAUUACUUCGGGUUUGACCAGAUAAAAUUAUAAAAAAGAUAAAGCGUUUCUCCAUGGUAACCCCUAUAUGUUGUCUUCAAAAUGAAGACACGUUCGCUAGGAGGGCUGAGAGAUUUAUUGUGCUCCCGACAUUCCAUGAAAGCGCAAGCGCUAUUUACCGUGAGGUGCCACCAUAACAUACUUUCUACUUAUCACAGGAAAUGGUAUGAUGGAUUUCCAAGAAUUUGUGAACCUUAUGUUGACAAAAGAUCAAAAUGGAAUGGAACUCUGCGAAGCUAAAGAAGCUUUUAGAAUCUUCGACAGAGAUGACCGGGGGUUCAUCCUUACAUCGGAGCUUCGGCAAGCGUUUGCGACGUUGGAAGAGGACAUCCCUGAAAGCGAGCUGGACGAGAUUUUAGAGGACAAAUGCCAAUCAGGAAACAGAAAAAUAUCUUUUGAGGGUAAAGAUUUUUUU
Molecule: messenger RNA, 1828 nt
Organism: Pocillopora meandrina
Lineage: Eukaryota; Metazoa; Cnidaria; Anthozoa; Scleractinia; Pocilloporidae
Source: the annotation of a GenBank genome assembly